Messenger RNA from Ornithorhynchus anatinus (platypus), 2350 nucleotides. RefSeq names its product tetratricopeptide repeat domain 16 (gene TTC16). The record is from RefSeq and is a predicted model, not a curated record. NCBI's taxonomy places the organism in Eukaryota, Metazoa, Chordata, Mammalia, Monotremata, Ornithorhynchidae. Gene Ontology annotation, molecular function: protein binding.
GGGGGCGAUGGCGGCCGGGGGUCCGUCCCGGGACAGCCGCCCUCCUGACCCGGGCCUGCCCUCCUUCCCUCCUCUGCCCUCCUCCCCGCAGGCCCCGGACAAGCCGGAGAGGGAUCCGGCCGGUCCCGGCCUCUUCCAGACCAGCCUGAGGGUCCAGGCGACCGGGACCCCAGCCCCCAGGGAGCAGAAAUUCUCGGAAGACAUCGUGCUGAACAAGAUCAACGACCACUAUAAGCAGGGGCGGGACCACCUGGCCAGUGAGGAGUGGGAGAGCGCCAUACUGUGUUUCUCCAAAGCCAUCAACUUCAAGCCCCUGCCGGUGUUCUUCCUGAAGCGGGCCGAAGCUUACAUCCGACUGUGCGACUUCGGCUCGGCCACCCAGAACCUGCGCAAGGCCUGGACCCUGGGUGCUCGCCACAAGAAGAAUCUGCUGCGGCUCACCUUCAUCCUCUACUUGCAGGGCCAGUGUCUCUAUGAGCUGGAGUCUUACCUGGAAGCCCUGGAGCUGUUCACCCAGGCCAGGGAGCUACAGCCCCGCAAUGUCCUUUACCUCAUGUGCAGCGUCACCUGCCUGUGCAGGCUGAACCACCACAAGAACUGUCUCACCCUGGUCAGUAAGGAGCUGAAGACCAACACCCACAACCCGGACCUCUACAUCCUCCGCGCCCGCCUCUAUAACCACUUUGCCCAGGUGACACUGUGUUACCAGGACAUCCACAAGGCCCUAGCCCUAGAGCACCAGCACCCGGAAGCCCACAACCUGCUGAAGAAGCUGGUAGGGCAGGCCCAGAAAGCCCGGGAAGAAGCGGUCAGGCUGGCCUUGAAGGGCAACCUGCGGGAUUCGCUGCUGCGGAUCCACUGGGCUAUCGAGAACAGCCCGCUGGACCCCAGCUACUUUUUGUUCAGAGGCACCUUGUACCGGCGGCUCAAGGACUUCCAGGCGGCCAUCUGUGACUUCCACAUGGUCCUGGACCUGAUCCAGGAGUGGAAAGGCAAGGGGCCUGAGGUUCUGGCCCAGACGCAGAGGCAACUGCUCCUCUCCUACAACGACUUCGCUGUCCACUGCUACAGCAAGGGCUUCUACCGGGAGGCCAUCCUUCUUCUGAACAAGGCCAUCAAGGGGGAGACGACCGAGAAGGGGCUCUACCUCAACCGGGGAGAUUGCUUCUUCCAGCUUGGGGAGCUGAACUUGGCCCUCGCUGACUACCAGCAGGCGCUGGAACUGAGCCCGACAGAUCAGGGCGUCCAUGUCCGCUUGGGGAUGUUGCAGAACAGAAUGGGCCUCCAGGAACAGCAGAGGAGGCAUUUCGGCAAGGCAGAGGUCCACUUCUCCUCAGCCAUCGAGCACAACCCCGAGCGGGCCAACUACUUCCACCGAGCCAAGAUCCGCCUGCUGCUGCAGGACAUCGCCGGGGCCCGCCAGGACACUGCCGUCGUGCUGCUGCUCGACCCCAACCUCCCACAGGUGAUGCCCAUCAUGACAAACCUCUUUCCGGGCCAGUCCAAGGAGGAGGUGCUGAGUAGCAAAGCAGCAGAUCUGGCCCAAGUCAUCCUGAAACGUGUCACUCAGGGCCGCGUGUAUCCCGGGCUCACCACCAGCAUGCUCAGGAAGCCGUGGCCCCAGAAGACGGAGUACUGGCUUGCCAGACAGCUGAGGGCAGCGGGGCAGCUGAGGGCAGCGGGGCAGCUCCCGGGCCAGGGGGCACAGGUGGAAAAGCAGCCGGGCCAGAGCAGACGGGAGAACCUGGAGCCCCACGCCUUACCCCAAGGGAGCCAACCCUUAUCUGCGACAGAGUUGACCAGAGGACAGAGGCACCAGGAAGCAGAGGAGGCUUCGGACGGGAAGGGGCCGUGCGUUUGGCUGGCGUCCUCUGUGGGAGCAGACACGGAGGAGACACCCACAGACUCCAUUCCCUCAGAGAAAGAGGGAAGCGUCCAUCAUCCUCUGACCCCUGAGGGUUUGGGGAAGUCUCCCGGUCUGUGGCCGCAGGGCCUGCGUGGAGCCAGUCAGCAGAGCUUCGCCCGUUGGAGUCCCACACCCAGCUCCUCGGCACAGUCGGACACUUGCUCUAAGGAGGCCUAGGGACCGAGGGGCGACGCAUACCGGUCUUACACCAGCGGCUGUCAGGUCCAGGACAGCCUGCCCCUCUCCCACCACCCCUCAGGCCUGAAACCAGGCUGUGUGUCUGGAAGCAUGGUGGAUGCCCUCCUGAAUGCCCGAUUCCCACAGAGCCGUCUUGGAACCCCCACCUCGUCCCACCUGCAGGUAGGAGCCCACUGGGCUUCAGGCUCAGGGCCCUCUUUUUAUUAAUUUUUUUUUGGUAAAGAUAAAAGGAUUUGAGAACUGGCA